ACUAUAUCAAAUAAAAAUAUAUUGUUUGUAAAAAUUAUUGUAAAAAACUACCUUGAUUAUUUAUUUCCCACGGUUUGCUGCCUCAGAAAAAAAACCCUAUAAAGUGUGAUAGGGCUUUCUUCUACAUUCAUAUUUCUCUUCCAUUUUGUUAUAUAGCCUUAAGACCCUCGAGUCAAAUUUCAUUUUUUUCUCAAUCCCUCUUUUUGGUACUUUUGUUUCUUUCUCUCUUUAUAAUUUGAAUUCCAAAGUGGAUUUUUUUUAGUAAUUUGAGAAAUUUGUGUAAUUGUAAGUGUUUUGUUUAGUUCAUGUAUGUGUUUUCUUUUGGUGUAAUUCUUCAUUUGUAAAGUAGAGAAAAAAUCUUUGAUUGUAUCUUUCAAAAAUGGAAAACUCGAGAAACUGGCAUAACGAGAAUAUGGGUGUAAACAAAACAGGGAAGACAAUUAAGAAGAAUUCAUCGCAACAAACAAUUGAUUUCAAAAAUAAUGUUAUAACUAGCAGUAGACAUCACUACCUUCAGCCGAAAAUUCAUCACAUUCACAAAGAUGAUUUCAAGAGUUUUGUUAUGCAGACUACUGGAAGAGAAUCAAUUGGGCCUACUAGAACUCAAUAUGAGUCUACUAGGUUGCAGCAAAAUAGGCCUCCUCCUUUGGCCAGUGUGAGGCCGCUUGUUCGGUUUCCGAUGCAACCACCGCCUCCGCGGGUGCCUUACAUUAACGAAUUGGUUGUCCCUUCUUUGCAGUCGAUAAGUGGUCCUCCGAUUUUUGAUAAUUCAUGGAACAAUUCUGUCGAGUCUCCGAACUCAGCUUUCAUGAGAAAGUUUAAAGAUUCAGAGAACUACUACGGUGGUGGCGACAAUGUUUCAAGAGGUAAUCAAUUCCACCCAUACCAUCCUCCUCCGCAACAACAAAUGAUCAAUAAUGUUAAUGUUAAUGUUAAAUUUCAACCACAAUCUUUCCCAAUCCAAACUCAAAUGGUUAACAAUCUUGAGCAUUAUAACCUAUCAUCUUCUAGCAACCAAACUUUUCUGAAUCCUAAUCCUUCUGUGUCUAUGAAUGUUGCUAGCAACCAAACUUUUCGUAUGAACACUGACAAUCAAUUUCUGAAUAAUUUUCCUCUGUCACAAGCAAAUUACUCUACAUCACUAACUUCUGAAUACUUGUUGGCUUCACCAACCCAAAAAGUGAAUGUCAUAUCCCCUCAGUCACCUUAUAGGCCACUCCUGUCACCAAGCUUUUUCUCUUCACCUUCGUCGUUGGAUUACCCUUCCCAACCAUAUCUUAAUAAUGAAUAGAAUUCUCAUAUUUCAUUCAAGGUGUUGCUACUGUCAAAGAUCUUAAUUCACAAUCUCAUUUUGUCUUUAUUUCUUUUACUUGUUUUGUUGUGUAAUGUGGCUCCUUUUUCAUAUAAGUAUCGUAAUGGGUUAUUGUAAAAAUACCUCAAAUUCUUGCUAUUUUUCUUU
This is a messenger RNA of Lathyrus oleraceus (garden pea), 1459 nucleotides long. Its product is annotated as protein HAIKU1. NCBI's taxonomy places the organism in Eukaryota, Viridiplantae, Streptophyta, Magnoliopsida, Fabales, Fabaceae. Bases 380 to 1291 code for a protein of 303 amino acids. The transcript has a single exon. The record is from RefSeq and is a predicted model, not a curated record.